Molecule: messenger RNA, 3647 nt
Organism: Callorhinchus milii (elephant shark)
Lineage: Eukaryota; Metazoa; Chordata; Chondrichthyes; Chimaeriformes; Callorhinchidae
Gene: ppm1lb
Product: protein phosphatase, Mg2+/Mn2+ dependent, 1Lb
Exons: 4
Coding region: 101-1183 (360 amino acids)
Biological process (GO): negative regulation of canonical NF-kappaB signal transduction; positive regulation of canonical Wnt signaling pathway; positive regulation of canonical NF-kappaB signal transduction
Cellular component (GO): cytosol; nucleus
Molecular function (GO): cation binding; protein serine/threonine phosphatase activity
Source: RefSeq, a predicted model, not a curated record
CAGUCAGUCAGUCUGUGUGGGGGGUUGGGGUGGGGGGGCAGGAGGAUGGUGCACUGAUGCUCUCGCUCGGUCCCAUUUUCCCCCCAGGCUGGUAGAAUAAAUGAUAGAAGACACCAUGACUCUGUUGUCUCUCUUAGGCCGCAUCAUGCGCUAUUUUCUCCUGAGGCCGGAAACUUUGUUCCUCCUGUGCAUCAGCCUGGCCCUCUGGAGCUACUUCUUCCACACGGACGAGGUGAAGACCAUCGUCAAGUCCAGCCAGAACGCGGUCAAGAUGAUGAAGGGGAAGGUGGUGGAGAUCAUCCAGAACGACCGGUUCGGGGGGCUGGACGUGCUGGAGGCAGAGUUCUCCAAGACCUGGGAGUACAAGACCAACAACGUCGCGGUGUAUUCCAUCCAGGGCAGGCGAGACCAUAUGGAGGAUCGGUUCGAAGCGCUCACCGAUCUGGUCAACAAGACUCACCCUUCCAUAUUCGGGAUCUUUGACGGACACGGGGGAGAGUCCGCUGCGGAGUAUGCAAAGCUACAUCUCCCCGAGGCUCUGAAACAACAUCUUCAGGAAUAUGAGAAAGAUAAAGAGAAUAGUGUGUUUUCACACCAGACUAUCCUUGAACAGCAGAUUCUGGCAAUAGACCGCAAACUACUCGACAAACUCUCAGCAGCUUACGACGAGGCAGGUACAACAUGUCUCGUAGCUUUGCUGUCUGACAAGGAGCUAACUGUCGCAAACGUUGGAGAUUCACGAGGCGUACUGUGUGACAAGGAUGGAAAUGCAGUUCCGCUUUCACACGACCACAAGCCUUAUCAGCUUAAAGAAAGGAAGAGGAUAAAACGAGCAGGCGGUUUCAUAAGUUUCAACGGUUCUUGGCGGGUCCAAGGCAUCUUGGCAAUGUCUCGCUCCCUGGGAGAUUACCCUCUCAAGAACCUCAACGUGGUCAUAUCUGACCCUGACAUCCUGUCCUUUGACCUGGAUAAGCUGCAGCCCCAGUUCAUGAUCUUGGCUUCAGACGGCCUGUGGGAUGCUUUCAGCAAUGAAGAAGCUGUGAGAUUCAUCAAAGAGCGUCUCGACGAGCCUCACUUUGGUGCAAAAAGCAUCGUCCUGCAGUCGUUCUACAGAGGAUGUCCUGACAACAUAACUGUAAUGGUGGUGAAAUUCAGAAACAGCAGCAAGACUGAAGACCAGUGAAUCGUGUUUCAAGACAAGACGAGAAGACAGGUUCUUCAGAUUAUGCUGUGCAAAUUUUUAGCAACGUGUGUGAUAGUAAUAGUUAUGGUCAUUGAUAUUCACAUCCAAACAGUCAGUGUAGAUGGCUUGUAGAAACAAUUAAACUGAUUACUGUAGCUGCACAUUCAUUUUAACAGGCUGAGGUCAAAAUGUCAUCCUUUUUAUCUGCAAUUGUUUUCAAUUGUCUUAUAAUAUUUCUAUUAUAUAUAAUAUACUUAUUGUGUUAACAAAAGUGCAAAUUUUAUGUUAUAAUGUGCCACUAAUUGUGAUUACCUUUAGUUUAAAAUGAACCAAUUUAAGCAAUAAUGCAAAAAAAAAACAUUCAGGAACCCUGUUGCUGUUUUAGUGAUCUGUUUUAUCAACUGAGCCAUCAUUGGCACUGAGGAAUUGUGGAUUGAAAAGCUGAAUAAAUCUAAACAGCCCACACGAAAGGGGAGGCAAUUUCACUCACUCCAUGUGGAAGCUAGAAUUAAAUAGAGCUGCAGCUUUGGCCUUAUAUUACUUCCAAGUAUUAAACGUGCUUUGAAACUUGCAAGAACAGGAUGCAGAUACGAUUUCCAAUAUUUUCACAAUGUUUAUCAUUGCAAAAAACCUGUAUUAAAUGACAUAAUGGAGCCCUUAUCCAAUCACCGAGAUUUUCUUAUGGAAAUUGUCAUCUUGGGAAGGUGGAUGAAUAGAAAGACCUGAUCGAAUAAAACUCAAUUAAGAGAAUAUAAAGGGACAUUAUAAAUGGCCUCAGUGGAGGGUUUCCCAGUCCUGAUUGCUGAACAGUGCCCCUUGGAGGACAGUAUAAAUUUGUUGUUGGCUGAGGACAAGACUUGGAUUUAGCCUCGACUUUCCACUGUCCUCUGACACCAUACCCCGGCAAGCAGUCAGAGCCUUCAGGAGGGCUGAAGGAUAAAAGGACACUGGGGAUAAAAGAAUAGUUCAACAGAAUAUAUUUUUACUAAUAGGGGAAAGAACUUAGAAUUUGAAAGUUAUUACGCUGCUAAGAUAGCAAUAUUCCUAUGGUCAUCAUAUGAUUAUUUGAAUUAUAUUUAACGUUCAGUAAUGUAAAUUAUCUUGGUAGCACUUAGAGUAAGUACAAACAGUAUUUCAUACGCAGUCAUUAUUAUAAUUCCAAAUACAAAUAUAUAAAGGAGGUCCCAAUUCGUGAACCUUGUAUCAAUAAAACUUAACAUUAGCUGAUAUACACCUACAGACUUUGAAAGAUAGCCUCAGUAAAAUUUCCUCCACCUGAGCCCUAUCUAAAAUGGAUGUAUUGCAACUGUACUUGUUUAGCUUUCCCCACAGAAAAAUUAAUUCAGAUUAACUGGGGGGAGUGGGGAAGAAUCUAAAAAUGUACAACGAAGCAAUAUGGAGCCCUUGGUGCAGUGUUCUAAACUUGUUUGAAUUGGAGCAAAUUGCAUGGCUGAUUUUUCAGCAUCUGCUAAAUAAUUACCACUUUUUUCAUAUCUGAUAAUAAUCCUCACAAAAACAAGAGUUGGAAAUCUUUUUUAAAUAACAAAUUGUUAGUCCAUGCUUUAUACAGAUUUAGUCACAUUAUAUGCCUCGCUAACUUUUUUUUCUCAGCUAAGUAACUCUCUCUCAACACUUACUGUAAACAUGCUUUACACAUCUCAGUGACGUGACGGGAUUUGGGCUUCACACAAAUUUGUGCCAAAUGAAAAUGAGUGGAUACAGGUUGUUCUUUUGACCUGAUGGAUAUCACUGUCAUCUGUGAUUCCCUCAUAAUAUUUAAAUGUCUUAAUUGAAAACGUUCCGAUUUCUAAUAUUAAAAUGGAAUUGAAAGUGGAUAAGGAAACACUGGAUGAUGCAAAGAAUAAGUUCAACAAUAGUAAAAAUAUAUCAGUCUGCUUUCAUGACUGAAACUUAACAUCCCAAUUCCCAAGCUUUCUGAACAGAAGCGCAGUUCAGGCAUCAAUGUACUUUGAUCAGUUGGUUCCAGCUUCAUCCAUUCUGUUGCCUUAUUAUUAAUUGUAUUUUAUUUCACGUUCAAUGCUUUAUUUGUGUUGAAUCCAAUAGAUUGCAGAGAUGGAGCUUAGGAUAAGUAUAGAAUGAAAUACACAACAAUUUCUUGUUUUAGGUUCUGACAACCUGCAUGGUUCUACAUUUGUCUCUAGGAGACAGUACAGACUGCUAGAAACGAAUCUUUAAUUGUUUUGGAUGUAAAUAAACCAUACUGUCUUAGUUAUUUACUGGGCAACAAAGCGCCAUCCUUUGUAUGCGUAGAUGUACAGUACACAAUUCCAGGACAUUAAUUAUAUUACUAAAGAUCGUAGUUACAUAGAACUAGUGAAAGGAUUAUACAUAUGUACUAACUAUAUGUAAAUCACUGUGAUGAUGAACAUCAGAAACUGAUAAAACUACUGAAAACGUGGGCAAGCAGUUGUGUUGUGCAAAAAAUAAAGAUUGAAAUUUGUAA